This is a messenger RNA of Alosa alosa (allis shad), 5253 nucleotides long. RefSeq lists its product as uncharacterized. The coding region runs from base 1 to 4806 and encodes 1601 amino acids. The transcript is spliced from 24 exons. The record is from RefSeq and is a predicted model, not a curated record. Lineage: Eukaryota; Metazoa; Chordata; Actinopteri; Clupeiformes; Clupeidae.
AUGCCGGGACUCAGAAACAGGGGACAAGAUGAAAGUGGUCCCACUUCUGUUCCUUCUCUUGAUAGGGGUAUUCAAGGAAGUGCAAACAACAAAUUCCACAAGCUCCCCCUCAACACCAGCACAAUCAUCAACAUCAGUGCCCAUCACAACAUCACCUCAACCAUCUCCUUCAACAUCACAGUCUAUGACACCAUCUCCAUCCUCAUCAUCAGUAACCAUAACAACACAGGCUUCACCAUCAGUCUCUGUCUCUGCUUCCUCUACACCUGCAGCUACAUCUCCAUCAUCUGCUUCAGAAGCCACCACAUCCCCCGUACCAUCAACACCAAAUCCCACAUCAUCAGCUACAUCUCCAACAUCUGCUUCAGAAGCCACCACAUCCCCUGUACCAUCAACACCAAAUCCCACAUCAUCAUCUGGUACACCACAAACGAAUGCUACCACAUUUACAUUCACAAAUGGCUCCCCCUCAACACCAGCACAAUCAUCAACAUCAGUGCCCGUCACAACAUCACCUCAACCAUCUUCUUCAACAUCACAGUCUAUGACACUAUCUCCAUCCUCAUCAUCAGUAACCAUAACAACACAGGCUUCACCAUCAGUCUCUAUCUCUGCUUCCUCUACACCUGCAGCUACAUCUCCAACAUCUGCUUCAGAAGCCACCACAUCCCCCGUACCAUCAACACCAAAUCCCACAUCAUCAGCUACAUCUCCAACAUCUGCUUCAGAAGCCACCACAUCCCCCGUACCAUCAACAACAAAUCCCACAUCAUCAUCAGACUCCUCCUCAACACCAGCACAAUCAUCAACAUCAGUGCCCAUCACAUCAUCACCUCAACCAUCUCCUUCAACAUCACAGUCUAUGACACUAUCUCCAUCCUCAUCAUCAGUAACCAUAACAACACAGGCUUCAUCAUCAGUCUCUAUCUCUGCCUCCCCUACACCUGCAGCUACAUCUCCAACAUCUGCUUCAGAAGCCACCACAUCCCCCGUACCAUCAACACCAAAUCCCACAUCAUCAGGCUCCCCCUCAACACCAGCACAAUCAUCAACAUCAGUGCCCAUCACAACAUCACCUCAACCAUCUUCUUCAACAUCACAGUCUAUGACACCAUCUCCUUCCUCAUCAUCAGUAACCAUAACAACACAGGCUUCACCAUCAGUCUCUGUCUCUGCUUCCUCUACACCUGCAGCUACAUCUCCAACAUCUGCUUCAGAAGCCACCACAUCCCCCGUACCAUCAACACCAAAUCCCACAUCAUCAGGCUCCCCCUCAACACCAGCACAAUCAUCAACAUCAGAGCCCAUGACAACAUCAGCUCAACCAUCUCCUUCAACAUCACAGUCUAUGACACUAUCUCCAUCCUCAUCAUCAGUAACCAUAACAACACAGGCUUCAUCAUCAGUCUCUAUCUCUGCCUCCCCUACACCUGCAGCUACAUCUCAAACAUCUGCUUCAGAAGCCACCACAUCCCCCGUACCAUCAACACCAAAUCCCACAUCAUCAGGCUCCCCCUCAACACCAGCACAAUCAUCAACAUCAGUGCCCAUCACAACAUCACCUCAACCAUCUUCUUCAACAUCACAGUCUAUGACACCAUCUCCUUCCUCAUCAUCAGUAACCAUAACAACACAGGCUUCACCAUCAGUCUCUGUCUCUGCUUCCUCUACACCUGCAGCUACAUCUCCAACAUCUGCUUCAGAAGCCACCACAUCCCCCGUACCAUCAACACCAAAUCCCACAUCAUCAUCAGGCUCCCCCUCAACACCAGCACAAUCAUCAACAUCAGUGCCCAUCACAACAUCACCUCAACCAUCUUCUUCAACAUCACAGUCUAUGACACCAUCUCCUUCCUCAUCAUCAGUAACCAUAACAACACAGGCUUCACCAUCAGUCUCUGUCUCUGCUUCCUCUACACCUGCAGCUACAUCUCCAACAUCUGCUUCAGAAGCCACCACAUCCCCAGUACCAUCAACACCAAAUCCCACAUCAUCAGGCUCGCCCUCAACACCAGCACAAUCAUCAACAUCAGUGCCCAUCACAACAUCACCUCAACCAUCUCCUUCAACAUCACAGUCUAUGACACCAUCUCCUUCCUCAUCAUCAGUAACCAUAACAACACAGGCUUCACCAUCAGUCUCUGUCUCUGCUUCCUCUACACCUGCAGCUACAUCUCCAUCAUCUGCUUCAGAAGCCACCACAUCCCCCGUACCAUCAACACCAAAUCCCACAUCAUCAGGCUCGCCCUCAACACCAGCACAAUCAUCAACAUCAGUGCCCAUCACAACAUCACCUCAACCAUCUUCUUCAACAUCACAGUCUAUGACACCAUCUCCUUCCUCAUCAUCAGUAACCAUAACAACACAGGCUUCACCAUCAGUCUCUGUCUCUGCUUCCUCUACACCUGCAGCUACAUCUCCAACAUCUGCUUCAGAAGCCACCACAUCCCCCGUACCAUCAACACCAAAUCCCACAUCAUCAGGCUCCCCCUCAACACCAGCACAAUCAUCAACAUCAGUGCCCAUCACAACAUCACCUCAACCAUCUUCUUCAACAUCACAGUCUAUGACACCAUCUCCUUCCUCAUCAUCAGUAACCAUAACAACACAGGCUUCACCAUCAGUCUCUGUCUCUGCUUCCUCUACACCUGCAGCUACAUCUCCAACAUCUGCUUCAGAAGCCACCACAUCCCCCGUACCAUCAACACCAAAUCCCACAUCAUCAGGCUCGCCCUCAACACCAGCACAAUCAUCAACAUCAGUGCCCAUCACAACAUCACCUCAACCAUCUUCUUCAACAUCACAGUCUAUGACACCAUCUCCUUCCUCAUCAUCAGUAACCAUAACAACACAGGCUUCACCAUCAGUCUCUGUCUCUGCUUCCUCUACACCUGCAGCUACAUCUCCAACAUCUGCUUCAGAAGCCACCACAUCCCCAUUACCAUCAACACCAAAUCCCCACAUCAUCAGCGUCCCAACUUCAGCACGAACGACAACCUCUACCAUAGACUCCUCCUCAACACAAGCACAAUCAUCAAUAUCAGUACCCAUGACAACAUCACCUCAACCAUCUCCUUCAACAUCACAGUCUAUGACACUAUCUCCAUCCUCAUCAUCAGUAACCAUAACAACACAGGCUUCAUCAGCCUCUAUCUCUGCCUCCUUUACACCUGCAGCUACAACCUCAAUAUUUCCUUCAGGAGCCACAACAUCCCAAAUAAUCUCAAUACUAAAUGCUAUAUCAACAUCAGCUCCCCCCUCAACACCAGCACAAUCAUCAACAUCAGUGCCCAUCACAACAUCACCUCAACAAUCUCCUUCAACAUCACAGUCUAUGACACCAUCUCAUUCCUCAUCAUCAGUAACCAUAACAACACAGGCUUCACCAUCAGUCUCUGUCUCUGCUUCCUCUACACCUGCAGCUACAUCUCCAACAUCUGCUUCAGAAGCCACCACAUCCCCCGUACCAUCAACACCAAAUCCCACAUCAUCAGAAGCCACCACAUCCCCCGUACCAUCAACACCAAAUCCCACAUCAUCAUCAGGUACACCACAAACAAAUGUCACAACACUUGGAAACUCACCACAAUGCCUGCUUCUAUGUCACCUUCAUCAUCAACAACACAACUAACAUCAGAACUCACCACAACAGCUGUUUCUAUGUCAGCAUCACCAACAACACAACUAAAAUCAGAACUCACCACAACAGCUGCUUCUAUGUCAGUAUCACCAACAACACAACUAACAUCAGAACUCACCACAACAGCUGCUUCUAUGUCAGCAUCACCAACAACACAACUAAAAUCAGAACUCACCACAACAGCUGUUUCUAUGUCAACAUCACCAACAACACAACUAACAUCAGAACUCACCACAACAGCUGCUUCUAUGUCAACAUCACAACUAACAUCAGAACUCACACCAACUUCAACCGCAACCUUGGACCCCACCACAUUUCACACUCUAACAUCGGAACCAGCAAAAACAACUUCUCUAACAUCAACAUCCACCACUAAUGUUUCGACGAUGGCUACUGCCCCUACAACUGCUGCUCCCACAGAUUCCCCUACAACUGCUGCUCCCACAGAUUCCCCCAAAGCUACUGCUGCCUCUACAACUGGUGCCCCUACAACUGCUGCUCCAACAGCUGCCUCUACAACAGCUGCCCCUACAACUGCUGCUCCUACAACAGCUGCCCCUACAACUGCUGCCCCUUCAACUGCUGCCCCUAUAACAGCUGCCCCUACAACUGCUGCCCCUUCAACUGCUGCUCCUACAACAGCUGCCCCUACAACUGCUGCCCCUACAACAGAACUAAAUACUGAUUCAGCGAGUGGAGAUGAAGGCAGCCUCAAUCUGGGUUUUAGUCUUAAUCGGACGUUCACUUCCGACCUUUCUGAUCCAACCACAGCUGUAUUUAAAGCACUUUUAAUAGAAGUAGUGACAAAACUGAAUGCAAUUUUUCGAGCACAAUUUCCGAGCACAUUCCGGCGCUCCAGGGUCCUAAGCUUUGCGUCAGGGUCAAUCGUUGUUUCCUCAGAGCUUGUGUUUCAAAAUAAAGCUUCAGUUCCAGAUGCUAUCAAUGUGGAAUCAGCUUUGAGCAGCUCAACUACCCUGAACAUAAUACAAGGCACCAUCAGUGCAAGUUCUACAACAACUACUUCGGCUCCUAACACAACUACAACAGCGGCGACCACAGCCACGAACACAACAGCUAGUUCUGCUCCACCAGCCAAAUUGGUGUCGGCUCUCACUCUGGCUCUCACCAUGUUGCUCCUUUCUCUGCAAAAUCUGACCUUCUUAUAAAAGCUUGAUAGAUAAGAAGAUAAUAGAUAAGUAAUGUAGAUUAACAUGUGCAUGUGACCUAUACUGUAUGAGGUAAUGCAGAUUAACAUGUGCAUGUGACCUAUAUGAAGUUCGGGCAUGUGGUAAGAUAAAUCAAAAACCUGUACUAGAGAGCUGUACAGUUAGCUAUGCUAUGAUGACAUCUGUGUAUAAGCAGUGUAUGACAGGCAGGCAAAAUGCUACUUGUUGAAUUAUGAUUGUUAUAUUCUUUUUCUAUUAUGUAUUUAUAUCUACUUCUAAAAUAUUAAAAAUGCUAUUAAAGACUAACUUAUGCUAUUGUAGCCUACUGUAAAGCUGCAACAUUAUAAAAACUUCAGCUAUGGUUCAGACAAGAUCCGUGCAUAUAUUGUAAUCUUUGCUUAUCAUCAUUAAGAAGAAAAUAAAACUGCUUCGUUUAUUGCAACUGCA